AUGUUUUCAAAGAAAUUACACGUUCGUGGUUAUUCAGUGUGAAAGAAAUCUACAAAAAGGAAAUCAUAAACUUGAGUGCGCGACUUUAAAAAUUAAAACACCUUAGUGAAGAAGAGAAUGGAAUUAUUUUUGGUGUAAUUGGAACUUGUGAAAUAUCAAAGAAUUCAUACAUGCAUAUGGUAGUUCGACUUAUUUCGUCGAUUUCCGUGUUUUCUUAUAUCAAGUGACAGUCGACAUGAUCCGGGGCCACAAUAAAAUCUUGUUACCACAAAAUUUUAUAAAUAAAUUGAAAGUACAAACACCAACUGAUACGAGGUGUUGUUGGAUGGGGUGCAUGGAUACUUGGACGUGAUGACAUAGUUUCAUCACAGGUGUGUGCUCGACUAAAUCACGGAACAUAACGAAGUUAACCGAUGUUAAAUGAGCUAUUUUGAUGAAUAAUGAGCGACUUUGCAGGAAAUUCUGCUAAACUUGCUAUAGAGAGCAUAAGAAACUCGCAGCUACGACAACAUUAUAUUGAAAUUGCUGAAACGACUGCGGAGACUAUAUUUCACGAAUCAAAACAUGCAGAAGUUUUGUCACCAUGCCAACGACUUGAUGUAUGGAAAGGAGCAGCAAAGAAAGCUUCGAAAUUACGGAAUAUCUUAAUGGAAGAGACUAGGGGUAAAAUAAGUCCAACAGCGUUGGCAUUUUCUAAACUGCUGAAAAAUAAGGCGCCAAAAUUUUCAGACAUCAUUGCAAGAUACUCUUACAGAACUUUUGGAAAAUAUGAAGAUGCUGAAAGUCUUCCAGAUUUAACGGAAUCGCGUCAAAUACGAGUAUUUCAGGAGAUUGUUAAAGCGUCUGGGAGAACAAAUAACAAAAUUAAUAUUGUGAGUAAAGUGAUAGCAUAUUUCAGCGUGAUUUCCUUGAUAUUGACGUUUGCAUUUAUUCUAAACGGAACUGUGAUCUCAGAAAACCCACUAACUUACAUCGUGCAUUGUGUGAUAACGUUCAAAUUAGGCCUAGUAGGUGCGUACCUAGGUUCUAAACUAGGUUCUUUGGGUGGCUAUUAUUUGGAACUAAAGCACAUCUAUGUUUUCAUACUGUCGUUAUGCGGAGGUCUUUGUAUUGGCACGGCCUCGGCGGUCUUUGGAGAUAUUUCUAUUACAUAUGUUACAACAUAUUUUCAUGAUAAUAUAUGAAAAAAUAUAAACAUAUGUUGUUUUUUUAAUCUAGUUAUAAGGAUGUAUAAAGGCAAUAAAAGGUCUGUAUCUAUUAUUAGACAAAAGGUGGAAUGCCUCACUAUGAAAGGAACAUAAAAUUAUUCGUUUAAACUAUUGAUAUGGUAACUAGCAUACAUACAAUCGGGAACUUUCUAAAUUUAUUGCAAACAAAUAUUAUCAAAAGUUAUUUCAGCAGCUAGGUUCAUGCAUUUAUGCAAGAUGACACAUUCGUGGAGAUUAAGCAUGAAAAAAUAACAAAGGGCAAUAACUUCAAAUAAUGAAAUGGGAUUUUCCAUUCUUGUCAACAACAUUAAUUCUAACAGUGACCUGUCCUCCAAUGAUGAUGAAAAUUACAUAGCUGUAUGAGUUUUCGUCUGAACACAAAUAUGCAGGAAAAGGAACAAAAGACAAUUGCUGAAUGAAUUGAAGAGCUAUUAAACUUGUUCAAUGCAUUCCUCCUAUAGAUGAGAUCUAUACCCCUAUAUAAAAUAUUAAGUUGAUAUUUCAAACACUUGUUAAGGUAUAAUCUGGAUGAAAAUAACAAAUGGCAAGAACUCAAUAGUUAUUAGAAAGAGAAUCAUCAUUCUUAAGCACUGCACUCCUUAAUUAUGUUUGUCCACCUUCAAGUUUCAAGGUGAUAUCUCAAAUACUUCUUAGACAUGCUCCGAACAAAAAUUAAGCUUGAAACUUUACAAAGGGAAAUAACUAAAAAAAUAUGAAAAGUAGUGUUAUACUGCUAGGGCAAUGCAAUAUUCUAUGAAAUUUCAUGUUGAUAUCUCACGCUCCGUA
This is a messenger RNA of Ruditapes philippinarum (Manila clam), 1994 nucleotides long. RefSeq lists its product as uncharacterized. Bases 441 to 1184 code for a protein of 247 amino acids. NCBI's taxonomy places the organism in Eukaryota, Metazoa, Mollusca, Bivalvia, Venerida, Veneridae. The transcript has 2 exons. The record is from RefSeq and is a predicted model, not a curated record.